AUGAAGCUUCCGUACUGCUCCUUUGGGUUAGCCCGGUUCUUGCUUUCUGUCUCUCCAGCAUUCUCGCUCUGUGUCGUGGGAAACAUCAAGAAGACUCAAUUUGCCCACAUGCGGGACUCCAGACGGCGGGCGCUCAACUGUGGCCGCAGUUGUCUUUUCCUCACCGCCCUGGCCAUCUUCGCUUGGUGUCAGGUCACGUUCUUCCUGUCCUUCUCGUUCGCUUUUGCGGCGCCCAGCAGCGGAAAACACCCGGUUGUUGCCAUUCGUUCAUCAGAAAACGGGAACGACCGCCGUACAGAUUCUUCACUGGUUCAGAUCGCGGCGGCGCAGUCUCAAACCAGUCUGGUCUCCACUCGUGCGUCAGUUCGCGUUUUGCAGCCUCCAACGGAUGAGUCGUGGGUGUGUCGUAUCUCGGUACACGGUGGGCCGUGUGCGGGCAACUCAUCAAUCUCUGAGCUGGGAGCCUGGCGCUUCUGCCCGCCGGGAAGUUGUUGCAGCAAGUCAAAGUGCGGCUCCGCAGGUUGUGGACUAGGUUAUUGCGAGGGCUGGGGUAACCCGUUGUGCUGGAUCAAGUACGAUGAGUACGGCGACAGGUGCGGCUGCGAGGCGUACAAAAACCGGUGUUCGCCAGACGGCGAAUGUCUGGAGUAUGCUGUUGCCGAAGGCGGUGCGUAUUGCGCCUGCAAGGACGGUUACGUGGGAGAUGGGAAAGUGUGUGAGUAUGACCCAUGCAGCGCUAAUCCUUGCACUCCGGGAAGCUGUCGACGAAGUGGAAGUACGUACUCGUGCUCCUGCCCGAACACAUACGUUGUGACUCAGUCGAAUGGUGGAGAGCGUUGUGAAGUCAAGAAGAAUUAUUGCCUCGGAGAACCUUGUGGCCCGAAAGGAGUUGCCGCUGACUGCGUCAGUUUCGAUACUGGGGACUACGAAUGCAUUUGUGAGACUUCAUACGUGUCCAAUGGCAAGAGUUGCAUCAAGUAUAAUCCUUGUGAUUCUGAUCCCUGUGGUAACGCUGACGCCGUUAAAUCGUGCACCCAUGUGGACGGUGAUGAAUAUCAGUGUGAGUGCCACGAAGGCUACAACUUAACGCGGGAUUCAGAUGGGAAUAUGGUAUGUGAAAAAGACACGUGUUACGGUAACCCUUGUGGUCUCCCCUACCUUGUCGCAUCCUGCGCUCCUCGGGAACCUGAUGCAACAAGUUCAGCGACCUACACGUGCUUGUGUUCUUCUACUGGCGUACUCCAUGUUGAUCCUGACACCGGCGUUCAAUCAUGUGUUCAAGGAGAUCCGUGCUCUAAAGAUCCGUGUGGCUCGUCUGUUGUUGCUGAAUCCUGCGUAAACGAGGGCGAUACCUACAAGUGUGUGUGCAGAGCGGGUUACUCAGUCGUGGAGCACGACGGCAGAAAAGAAUGCAAGAAAGGCGACCCUUGUGAAUUGAAGGCAUGCGGGGAAGAUCAUCUGGUUGCGAGCUGUUCCACAGACUCCAAAUCAUAUGCGUGCGACUGCUCAUCAGCUGCUAUUAAGGGGCUCAACGAGGGAAAAAAGCCGGUUUGUGUGAGUCGAGAAGAGUGUGAAAAUGCCUGUGGACCUCUUGAAGGUGUCAAGCAGUGCAAUCAGAAGCUGGGAAAGCUAGAGUGUGUAUGUGACACAGGAUACGUCCUAGCCUCAGAGAACGGAGUAAACAAGUGCGUAAAGGGGGACGCAUGUCUGGCGCAGCCAUGCGGAUCGGCAGCGGCAACGCAGUCAUGCACUGCGCGGGACAAUAGUUACUCCUGUUCAUGCAAUGAAGGCUAUGAACUUCGGACGCGAUCAGACGGCACGCAGGUGUGUGCUAGCCCCGGUGAUUGCACUGGUUCUCCUUGUGGACCAAGCACAAACAUCGGUGUUUGCUCGCCGGGGACUGACAGGUACACAUGUUCGUGUGUCUCACCGUACGAGUUACAGGAAACGGCUGACGGGAGACCAACGUGCGUGUCGGCUGAUGUUUACACAACAACAUCGACUCAAAGCGUAGAUGAUCACAGCGAGAGUGAGUCCAGUUCAUCCUAUACUGGACUGGCAACUGGAGCCGUGGUUAUGGUUAUCGCCCUGGGUGCUGCGUUGUGGUUCUCGAAUUCUCAGGAAGAGCAGCCUAUGGGGUCAGAUGCGAUGGGGGGAAUGGGUGAUCCAAUGCAACCUGCUGGAAUGGGUCCAAUGGGACCUGGAGGUCCUAUUGGUCCUUGUGGACCUGGAGGUCCUAUUGGUCCUCGUCAAUCUUAUUCGGGGAACCCAUCACCGUCAAUGUGGGCUUAA
This is a messenger RNA of Neospora caninum, 2292 nucleotides long. RefSeq lists its product as uncharacterized. Bases 1 to 2292 code for a protein of 763 amino acids. Gene Ontology annotation, molecular function: calcium ion binding. NCBI's taxonomy places the organism in Eukaryota, Apicomplexa, Conoidasida, Eucoccidiorida, Sarcocystidae. The transcript has a single exon. The record is from RefSeq and is a predicted model, not a curated record.